This is a messenger RNA of Elaeis guineensis (African oil palm), 938 nucleotides long. Lineage: Eukaryota; Viridiplantae; Streptophyta; Magnoliopsida; Arecales; Arecaceae. The record is from RefSeq and is a predicted model, not a curated record.
GAAGGCCAUCAUGUUCUCAUCCAAAUCCUGUCCUAUCCUCUCAUGCCAUUAUCCUUGUCUUCCCUCCCUCCACCCACCCCAGAAGCUAUUCCACAGAACCCACUCCAUCCUCAAGCCUAAAACCCUAAACCCUGGAACCGGUCUCAGCCUAAGCCAUCCGUUCUCCUCGGUUGGGAGAAGGGCUCUACUCCAAAUCUGUCGAGAUUCCAACGAAAGCAAGAAUUUUGGAGGUUCAUUUCUGGUCGAGAAAGAAAUCGCCGUCGAAAGGAGCGGAGAUGGUGAUGGGAGUGCGAACAACUGGACUACUUCGAUCCUGCUCUUUGGUUUGUGGGCCGGGCUCAUGUAUUACGUUUUCCAGCUCGCGCCGAACCAGACUCCGGCUGGCGAUGUGUACUAUCUGCAAAAACUGCUGAAUCUUAAAGGUGACGAUGGCUUCCAAAUGAACGAAGUACUUGUAGCUCUAUGGUACUUCAUGGGACUGUGGCCUUUCAUUUAUAGUAUGCUGUUAGUUCCUACUGGUAGAAGUUCAACAAGCAAGAUACCCGUCUGGCCAUUCCUAGUGGUUUCAUUCUUUGGCGGUGCAUAUGCUCUUAUUCCAUACUUUGUUCUCUGGAAGCCACCUCCACCAGCCGUUGGAGAAGAUGAAAUCAGUAGAUGGCCUUUAAAUUUUCUUGAUUCAAAGAUAACUGCUGGGAUUUUACUUGUUGCAGGCUUGGGCCUAACUAUGUAUGCUGGUUUAGCUAAUAGUGAUGUGUGGAAGGAGUUCUACCGAUACUUCAGAGAAAGCAAAUUUGGACUUGGUUGACAAUUAGGACUGUUGCUUGCGACUCUCUCGGCUCAAAUGAUAUCACUGAAAUCCACCAUUCUAUUGCAGUGCGGUGCUCUCACAAAGCUCAAUGCUCUAAUGCGGAAACAAAUAUAUCAGACCCGAUGGCAUU